Messenger RNA from Ceratitis capitata (Mediterranean fruit fly), 1743 nucleotides. RefSeq names its product cytoplasmic dynein 2 light intermediate chain 1. Gene Ontology annotation, molecular function: dynein heavy chain binding. Gene Ontology annotation, biological process: intraciliary retrograde transport; intraciliary transport involved in cilium assembly. Gene Ontology annotation, cellular component: axoneme; ciliary basal body; cytoplasmic dynein complex. Lineage: Eukaryota; Metazoa; Arthropoda; Insecta; Diptera; Tephritidae. The transcript is spliced from 3 exons. The record is from RefSeq and is a predicted model, not a curated record. The coding region runs from base 607 to 1713 and encodes 368 amino acids.
AACAUUAAAAAUAAAAACAAAUAAAACGAUGACAAAGGGUCAUCAAGGGAUAAUUGUUUUUCGGUCCGUUCAAUUCGCCUAACGAGUAUAUGUAUGUCAGCAUGUCCUUGCAUAUGACGUUUUCUUUCAAUGAGUAGCUUAAAAUUUUAUUACAUCAUCUACUCACCGACCAUGCGCAAUGCAGGACAGUGCUCUUUGUAAAAAUUCAAUGUUGUCCUUUUUCAUAUCCUGGGGAAAAUAAUAAUCGCUUCAAGCAGUUUUGCUAACCGAAAAUGCUACCGUUUUUGUCACGAGGCAGCACAUCUUCCAGUGUAUCUUGCAACAGCUGUCGAAACCGUUUUGAAUGAAGAUCGGCCGACAGCAUAAUGGCGUCGUAAUGGAAAUAUGUAUUCUUUCUGACCUUAGGUUUUUAUUUCUCAGAGCCUGUUGAUGCAAUAAAUGUACGUCGUAAGCGAUUUCCCUGCAGAACACACCAUGCAAGUAAGCCAAACUACCACCUGAGCGCGCACACGUUGCUCAUAGUAACGAUAUCACUUAGCAGCUGGCUGGAAUGAAAAAAGACACAACAAAGCCAAGUUUUCAUAAGAGUUCUGAAAGCGACGGUAAAUGAAAGGACAAUUUCUCCACACUGGUUUGCAAUUCUUCAAAAGAAUCACUAAAAUGUUUGAGAAACGAGACAACACAACAGCCGGGAAUAAGCCUGAGACCAUACAAGAAAUAGCGAUUAAAUUGGCCGAGGAGCAAUUACGUACACUGCAAACUGAGAGUGGACCGAAGGAGCGCACCGUUUUUAUGCUGGGCAGUAGAGGUGCUGGCAAAUCCACCGCGUUGCAUAAAUUCUUCGAUCGUGAUGAUAAUCCGCGACCGACCUUGGCGCUGGAGUACUCAUAUGGCCGACGCACCAGCGGCACCCAGAAGCAGGUGCUGAACGUUUGGGAGCUCGGCGCUUUGGACAACGCAGAACAGUUGAUUUCAGUGCCACUACAAACACACGGUCUUGAAAACUUUGCGGCCAUCAUAAUGUUGGAUCUGUCGCAACCGAAACGUGUUUGGCCCGAAUUGGAGCGCAUCUAUCAAGCGCUACGUGCAGCAAGCAAUAAACUACUGAGCGUCGAGGAAGAGCAGACGUAUCGCGAGCGUAUGGCCGAUCGACUGAAGAAGGAUCACAAUGACUUAGAAAGCCUCGAGCUGAUGCCAUUUCCUGUGGUCAUCGUUGGCGGCAAAUACGAUUUAUUUAAAGACUUCGAUGCCGAGCUAAAGCAGCACAUCUGUCGUUGUCUACGUUCUAUGGCGCAUCUUGUGGGCGGCAGUGUGCUGUUCUAUUCCAGUAAAAUACCCAAAUUGUCUAAGAUAUUACGUGACACAAUAAGCCACUUGGGUUUCGGCAGUCCAUCGAAUCCCUUUCGGGCACAUGUCACCGACAGCACGGAAGCGGUUUCGAUUUGGUUUGGCACCGAUAGCUGGGAUCAGAUAGGCAGCGUUGGCGUGCUGAGUGUUGAACGAAUCGGCUCACUAUUGGCUGCCGAAGCGCCACAGUUGAAUGAGGUGGGAAAAACUAAUUCAGCAAAGUCCAAAGCUCAAAUAAAUAAUCCAGCGAAGGAUCCCGGCUUUGCUGAGAGUGUCAUCGAUGAGUUGCGCGCACAGAAGGACAAGGAAUUGCAAGCGAUUGUUAAAGAAGCGCAGCUACGUGGACAAUUCGAAACAAUUGUUUAAGUUGAGCGAGACACCUGUGAAGUACCGUAG